Neodiprion virginianus is the source of this 2363-nucleotide messenger RNA. Its product is annotated as probable phosphoserine aminotransferase. The transcript is spliced from 9 exons. Lineage: Eukaryota; Metazoa; Arthropoda; Insecta; Hymenoptera; Diprionidae. Gene Ontology annotation, molecular function: pyridoxal phosphate binding; O-phospho-L-serine:2-oxoglutarate transaminase activity. Bases 184 to 1308 code for a protein of 374 amino acids. Gene Ontology annotation, biological process: L-serine biosynthetic process. Gene Ontology annotation, cellular component: cytoplasm. The record is from RefSeq and is a predicted model, not a curated record.
CCUGCGAAAUACUUUGAUGAGCUAAUCGCGUUUUAUAUUCCGUAUCGAAGUCGGUCAGGCAGCUUGCGCGAAUUUAAACCUCUUUUUUUACCUCUUCCGUAUCAUUUGUGCAAGCGUGUUGAGCGGUAGUCGAGACCAGGCAUUGUCAGUUCACGAGGCUCAUCCACAGCACAACAGCCAACGAUGACGGACACGGCGAAUAACUCCUCCUCUGGUGUCAUCAACUUCGGCGCAGGCCCAGGAAAACUUCCGCGAAAGGUACUGAAAGACGUGCAAGACGAACUCCUUAGCUAUGCCAACACUAAAAUCAGCGUUCUCGAGCUCAGCCAUAGGUCAGGUGAUUUCAAGAAAAUCAUUGAAGACGCUCAAGCAAGCGUACGGGAUCUCUUAAAAAUUCCGGAUAACUACAAGGUCUUAUUUCUUCAAGGAGGUGGAACUGGUAUGUUCGCAGCUGUGCCUUUGAAUCUACUAAACGAAGCGGGAACAGCUGACUAUAUUGUUACUGGUUCGUGGUCUGCUAAGGCAGCCAAAGAAGCAGCAAAAUAUGCUAAAGUGAACUUGGUACUUCCCAAGGUCAACAAGUACACAGAUAUCCCCGAUCCAUCAACUUGGAAUUUGAAUCCAAAAGCUUCUUACGUUUAUUACUGUGCCAACGAAACGGUUCAUGGCAUCGAGUUUAACUACGUCCCUGAAGUUGGGGAUGUUCCUUUGGUAGCUGAUAUGUCCUCAAAUAUGUUGUCCCGUCCGAUUGACAUUUCAAAGUUUGCAGUCAUAUUUGCUGGUGCUCAGAAGAACAUCGGACCAGCAGGUGUUACUCUUGUCAUAGUCCGCGAUGACGUGCUUGGACAUCCUAAAUCAAUCUGCCCAUCAGUAUUGGACUUCUCUAUCAUGGCAACGGAUAAUUCUGUCCAUAAUACACCACCAACAUUCCAAAUAUACGUUGUGGGUCGAGUUUUCGACUGGAUUAAGGAAAACGGUGGAGUCGAAGGCAUGGAGAAACUGGCGAUAGCAAAGAGCAAAGCUAUAUAUGAUGUGAUCGAUAACUCAAAUGGAUUUUAUCACUGCCCGAUAAGACGUGAUGCUCGUAGCCGAAUGAAUAUUCCAUUUAGAAUUGGUGGCGAUGACGAAGACUUGGAAAAUACUUUCUUAACUGGGGCUUCAGCUCGUGGAAUGCUUCAGCUCAAGGGUCACAGAUCCGUUGGUGGUAUACGUGCCUCAUUGUACAACGCAGUGACUAUGGAAGAUGUCCAAGCAUUAGUAACCUACAUGAAUUAUUUUUACCGUCUACAUCGCAAACAGAAAGACUAGAAAAAAGGAUUAGCCGGCCUUCAGAAGUGAGUAAUAGCUCAUCGGCGUAAGCUUGGGCCACAACAUAUGGCAUACCUUCAGGAUCUAUCCCGGGCCAUCUUAGAUCAUCAGAUUCUAGCCUGGAGAUGAAAGAGAGAAUAAUGUUGUACCAAAAUGAUGAGUUGACUGAGGGUUAAAGCAACAAAAAAAAAAAAAAUGAAAGUACCAGUGUUAUAAUUUGAUAAUUCAACAGCUUGAUGCUGAUAUCGAACAGAUGUGAGUUAAUUUUACCUCUCGUUGAUCGAACUGAGAAGUGAAUUUAUUUGCAGUGUAUGCUUAUCAUCUUCAUCGAUGCUGCAGAUAGCUUCACCUAAAGCAAUCGCCAAGGAAACAGUAUCAUUACGAUCAAGACCAGCAACCAACUGAGGUUCGUUCGUCGAAGUAGAUGCCGUUGAAUUAGUACUGGGGUCAGCUCUCACUUUUGAGAAAUUAGUGUACAGAGCAGCGCACAUGAUUUGGAGAAGGACUGAACCACCUAUGGGGUGGCAGUUCGCAGGAAUAUUAUUGUUUAUCCUCGAAGCUGUACGCAGUAAGCCUGCCGGUGCGCAAAUGUACAAUUCGCUGAAGCAGGCGAGGGCCAGUGACAUUGUUUGGUAAAUACUAGCUCCUGUCUAUCAAGUGUAAUAGUGUAUGGUUUAGGUAACGAUGAGGCACUUCAGAUGGGUAAAUCAUGCAUAGCACACUUACCUUGAUUGCGUCCAGCAGAGUUGUGACAAUGGGUACCAUGAUGGGAUACAGAGGUGUAAUAAGAGCGUGUAGCCAUGACGGUCUGAUUUGAUUCCAAACCUUGAAUGUCCCGAAAAAUGACUGAUUAACUGUGAGCAGGAUACUAUCGGUCAAUUCUUUACAAACAUUACCUGAUGUCUGUCUAAGCAGUUGGACCAGUCAGAAUCUUGUAGCAGUGCUGGAAUAAUGACAAUCAUCGCAUCCAUGUCUGCAAUUAUUGAGAUAUAGGUAAGGCUGUAAGCCCACAAAGCUGGACUACAAGCAGGGCGAGAGCAGGUUUGUCCUGAGCA